AUGUCCAACUACUUUAUUCCUGACCUCGUUAGCGACAAGGCGCCCUUCCGAACAAAGAAUCACUUUUUUGGGGGCCGCGGCAAUUGCUUUUGGACAUGCUUCUCAAAUUCAGACCGGUACCUCAACCGUCAAAAAGGCUUGCUUCGAGAACAGUAUGAUGCCACCGCUGACAAGACAGUCUUUGACCGUUACAACGUGGGGUUCGUCAACCUUGUUCCCAGACCGACGACCACGUCCAAGCAACUUGAAGCGGACGAAAUCGCCGAAGGUGUUCGCCACACCACCAAUAAAAUCAAACGAUUCCGGCCAAAAGUCCAUCCACCUCUGCCACCACCUCCACCUCGACCCUAA
Radiomyces spectabilis is the source of this 351-nucleotide messenger RNA. RefSeq lists its product as uncharacterized. Gene Ontology annotation, molecular function: mismatch base pair DNA N-glycosylase activity. NCBI's taxonomy places the organism in Eukaryota, Fungi, Mucoromycota, Mucoromycetes, Mucorales, Radiomycetaceae. Gene Ontology annotation, biological process: base-excision repair, AP site formation. The record is from RefSeq and is a predicted model, not a curated record. The coding region runs from base 1 to 351 and encodes 116 amino acids. The transcript has 4 exons.